AUGUCCCAGCCGUCUGACCAGCAGAGCGGCAGCGCCUCUGGCAGUGCCGUGUCGACAUCAUCAUCAACUAACCCCAGGACAUCCACGACGACGUCAUUCAACGAAGAGCUCCAUUCUAACACAGCUCUCGACCACAUACUGAAAUUCCUCAGGAAACAAAUAGUGUCCAACGGCUGGAUACCAGUCGAGCCGAGGCUCCAAAAGCAGAGUGGCCUAUGCGUGCUCUACCGCAAGUCGCGGGGCCACUAUAUCAUGCUCCCGUCGGACAUCAACCCGGAGCUCGUGGCAUGCGUGUCGCGGCUCAACGUGACGGCAGCAUUCACGAUGAAGCCGGAGCUUCUCGACAGCAUCGUCGAGACCCUGGGUCCAGAGCAGACAGAACUGAAAUUCAUAGACGGCUCGCAGCUGCAGGUCAGCGAGUCGUUUGCGUCCAUGACGCACUCCAACGUCAAGAAGUUCCAGUACGCCAGCCUGGUGCGGCGUGAGGCUGUGCUCCUGGUCUGGCACGACGAUGUGCAGCAGCUUGUUCCCAUGGCGGCCAAGCUGGAGCGGAAGCUCAUUGCGUUGAUAUGGGGCACUGGGUCGCUGCCUUUGGGCGUUGUGUCGUCAAGUACCGCUUCGACAUCCUUCAGCUCGUCGAGCAACGGCGGCGCUGGGGAGGAGGAGAUGCUGGGCGGGCUUACCAACGAGAGCAACGAGGCUUUGGACAAGGACGAGGCUUUGGACAAGGACGAGGCAGCAAACGCCGUCGAGUCUCUCUAA
This is a messenger RNA of Lasiosphaeria miniovina, 762 nucleotides long. RefSeq lists its product as uncharacterized. The transcript has 2 exons. NCBI's taxonomy places the organism in Eukaryota, Fungi, Ascomycota, Sordariomycetes, Sordariales, Lasiosphaeriaceae. The record is from RefSeq and is a predicted model, not a curated record. The coding region runs from base 1 to 762 and encodes 253 amino acids.